GCUGGAAGUAGGUCUCGCUUCAAAGCCCGAAUCGAUUGACAAGGCGGAGAUGAUUAGGGAGUGAGUCGUACCAUCUCGACUAGAAACCAGGUUUAUACCCCGUGAUCAUCCCUCGCGAUGAAAGCCAGCCGACGGUUAUUCGCCGACCGAAGGGGCAAGAGUGUCACGACGAUGAUUCCAUCCGACCACGUCACGAAGAAGUCGCUGGUAUUCUGGGGCUUUGUCAUUGUGGACAACGGUGUGGACGAGAGGACGCUCGAGAACUCCGCGACUGUCUUCAAGACCGCAUACACCGGCCACGGUGGCGUCAUUCAAAAGAAAGCGGAUCAGCAGCAUCUCAAGCAACACGAAGCCAGUGUACUUCGACUUCAGCUGCAGAUCGACUACUCGAGAUCUUCGUCUUGCCAGUUAUUAUUUUUCUUCAUUGAGGUCAUCAUGGUACUGCACCUCGUGACAGGCGGAGGGUCCUGCUGCGAACGGUCUUCUGAGAAACAGCGUCUGAGCCCCCGGUUAGUCUUCUUCUUCCCGAGGAGCCACUUCAAGAUCUAGUCGAGGACGUCGGGAUCGAUCCAAUGCCCGGGCAUACCUCCUACCUCGAGGUUUUUGAGCGCCGCACUUGCAGAUAUAUAUACUGGCUAUAUAAGUCGGGUGUGCGCAGGACAUCAAAAAUCUUCGGCCAGACUGAACCUUCGAUGGUGCUCAACCCAUGAUGAGCCGUAUGCAGCCUGAGCCACGGUGGCUAUUUGAGUCGGGCUUGAUUCAAAGCUCCCUCAGCGGGCGGCCGAGACCACGGAACCCUUCAAGACCCGCCCUAGCUACAACACCAGCGGUCAGUCUAUCAAAGUUGGCGUGAACCAAGUUCCGCGUGAAGAGCGUCGCCGGCAACGACGUUUACCAGUACGAUGUAA
Molecule: messenger RNA, 908 nt
Organism: Chaetomium strumarium
Lineage: Eukaryota; Fungi; Ascomycota; Sordariomycetes; Sordariales; Chaetomiaceae
Exons: 2
Coding region: 118-549 (143 amino acids)
Source: RefSeq, a predicted model, not a curated record